GUGGUAACCCGGAGUCUGCGGAAGUGUAGCUGCAGCGUGGCAGCUGAGACAGGUAACCUGCAGCUCCGGGUCAAGCAGCCGCUCCGGGUUAUGCGGACCCACGAGCUCUGGUGGGGUGAGCAGGGAAUUGAAAGUUGUGGAAAGAUAACGAGUGCCAGUGGGUGCUUCUCAUUUGGUAAACCAGCCGUUUGUGAUUCUGAACUACUAGAGGAGAUUAGAAGCUUCAGCUGAGAUUCAGCAAAACUACCAACUGCAGACUACACCAUGGACAUAAAGCUGGACCCUUCCCGGGAUGACCUGCCUCUCAUGGCCAACACCAGCCACAUGCUUGUGAAGCAUUACAUACUGGAUUUGGAUGUGGACUUUGGAAAUCGAGUCAUUGAGGGCAACAUAGUGCUUUUCUUUGGAGAUGGAAACAGAUUUAAAAAACAGUCGAGUUCCACCCAGGAAACCUCCCAGAUGGAGUCAGAGGAGGCUGACAUGUUUAGGACAGCUGAACCCUGCCAUGGUCCUGAGAUGGAUUCAAGUACCUUCUCACCUAAGAUGGGACAUAGAGAAUUUGCAGUCUGUAGUAAAGGUGAUCAAGAUGCCGCUGAUAACGAUGGUAACCAUGACAACCAGGAACAUGAUUCUGAGAUCUCUAGCUCAAAGUACUGCUGUGACACAGGGAAUCAUGGGCAAAAGGAUUUCUUGCUCGUGUUGGACUGCUGUGAUUUAUCUGUGCUAAAGGUAGAGGAGGUGGAUGUGGCUGCUGUGCCAGGCCUUGAGACAUUGACUAAAGCUCCAAAGCUCUUGGCUACUCCUGAGAAGCUCAGGCGUGAGAUUGUCCGUGACCUCGUGGCUCUGCCUGCAGGUGCUUGGAGGGAGCAGUUAGACUGCUACUCUCGUUGCAGCCAGGCUCCUGGCUGUGGGGAGCUCUUGUUUGACUCUGACAGUUGGAGCUUACAGAUCAGGAAGACCGGGACUCGGACAGCUGCUGACUUUCCUCAUGCCAUCAGAAUAUGGUAUAAAACUAAACCCGAGGGGCAGUCAGUGGCUUGGACCUCAGACCAGAAUGGCAGGCCAUGUGUUUAUACUAUGGGAUCCCCCAUCAACAACAGGGCCCUUUUUCCAUGCCAGGAACCACCCGUUGCCAUGUCAACAUGGCAGGCUACAGUUCGAGCAGCUGCAUCUUUUGUUGUUUUAAUGAGUGGAGAAAAUUCUGCCAAGCCCACACCACUUCGAGAAGGAUACAUGAGCUGGCAUUACUAUGUGACUAUGCCAAUGCCAGCCUCUACCGUGGCAAUUGCAGUGGGGUGCUGGACAGAAAUGAAGCCCAAGGCAUCCCCAUCAGACGAUCUGAUGACUGAGCAUGCUCUCCCCCUCCCACCAUCGGAAGCUGGCUUGAGGUGUGAUAGCACUUGCAGUCAUGUGGAAUACCCUUGCCGGUUCCAGAGUGUGUCUGCUGCCACCCAGGACAUCAUUCCGUAUCGAGUGUUUGCCCCAGUGUGCCUUGAGGGUGCCUGCCAAGAGGCCCUGCUGUGGUUGAUCCCUCCUUGCCUCUCAGCUGCACACUCUGUCCUGGGAACACACCCUUUCUCCCGGCUGGACAUUCUCAUUGUCCCCACCAACUUUCCAAGUCUGGGGAUGGCCAGCCCACACAUCAUCUUCCUCUCUCAGAGCACCUUAACGGGCACCAGCCAUCUCUGUGGGACCCGUCUUUGUCAUGAAAUUGCUCACGCCUGGUUUGGCCUAGCCAUUGGGGCCCGAGACUGGACAGAGGAGUGGCUCAGUGAAGGAUUUGCCACUCACUUGGAAGAUAUAUUUUGGGCUGAAGCACAGCAGCUGCCCCCCCAUGAGGCCCUGGAGCAGCAGGAGCUGAGGGCUUGCCUGCGCUGGCACCGCCUGCAGGAUGAGCUUCGGAACUCCCCAGAAGGAAUGCAGGUGUUAAGACCCAACAAAGAAGAGACUGGCCACGUGAGUGCUUCAGGUGCAUCUGUUAUCAAGCAUGGACUCAAUCCAGAGAAGGGCUUCAUGCAGGUUCAUUACUUAAAGGGCUACUUCCUUCUCCGGUUCCUAGCCAGAACACUCGGAGAGAAAAUUUACUUUCCGUUCUUAAGAAAAUUUGUGCAUCUGUUUCAUGGGCAGUUGAUUCUUUCUCAGGAUUUUCUUCAAAUGCUGUUGGAGAGCAUUCCAGAAAACAAAAGGCUCGGCCUGUCUGUUGAGAACAUCAUCCGCGAUUGGCUUGAGUGUUCCGGAAUACCUAAGGCGCUGCUGGAGGAGCGCAAGGCCGAGGACUGCUCGCGGAGUAGGCUCGCACAGCAAGUAGGCUCCGAGGUGGCGAAAUGGAUUCGAGUCAACCGCAGACCCCGAAAACGCAAACGAGGGAAGCGAGAAGCCGCCUUCGAAAAGCUUUCUCCAGACCAGAUCGUCUUGCUUUUGGAGUGGCUCUUAGAGCAGAAGACGCUGAGCCCUCAGACACUGCAUUGUCUCCAGCAGACUUACCAUCUCCAGGAGCAGGAUGCAGAGGUUCGCCAUCGAUGGUGUGAACUGGUUAUUAAGCACAAGUACACAAAGGCAUACGAUCAGGUGGAGAGGUUCCUACAGGAGGACCAGGCCAUGGGCAUAUACCUGUAUGGGGAGCUGAUGGUGAGUGAGGAUGCCGGACUGCAGCAGCUAGCCUACAGGUGCUUCGAGCUGGCAAAGGAACACAUGGACAGAGCGUCAGCCCAGGUGGUGACUGAAAUGCUGUUCUAAAGAGUUUGGAGAACAGAGGUGCCUUGUGGCUCUUUGGAAACAAAAGAAGCCAACAGCCUUCGAAGAUGCUCACCAGCCCUUUAAUUAUGGCCGGCGAUGACCUCUCUAACAAGGUGCAGAGCUUAGCUGAUUGGUGAACAGUGAUUGGUUUCCGCUUUGUUCACAGUGGCUAAGUUCUGCACCUGAAGAGAAGGUGAGAUGGGGACAGUUAACUUGCAGCUGCCAGGGACAGGCCACUGCCUGGUGGUCACUCCAGAGGAAGAGAGACCAGCCUGCCUCAAGGCUGUGUUGUCAAGAGUGCAAACUGCGUGCUGACCACCCUUAAGUGUGUCUACAGGAAAUACAGAUCUACUGCUAAUUAGUCCACUGUAAUGUCAAGUGUAUUGGGAGUCACCGAAAACUAAAACCAGAUGCAUCACAAAAGCUGAGCCAACCUUGUCUCUGCUGAUGCCACCCGUGAUGGAGUGGGGGGUGUGGUUCUGUUGUUCCUGCUGGGCGUGGUGAACUCUUUCUUGUAUUUGCAGUCCAGGUCUCCAUGUCUCCACAGUCGCUGGCAGGAUGAUGCCCAGGGCACGCCAGGAGGCACUGCCCAGCUGUGAUUGGACCCGCCCUCCGGUGCCUACUGAGCUGAUAUCAGUUCUCAUUUCACACACUGGCUCAGUUCAGCAGGAACAGGAGUCGAGCCCUUGAGCAAAAAGCCUACCCAUCUGUAAGUGCCUGAGGCAGGCCUCCCACGGAGAAGAAGAUGAAGGGCCUGAGUGUCUGGUACCAGACCCAACAGCAGUGGU
This is a messenger RNA of Mus pahari (shrew mouse), 3524 nucleotides long. It is a transcript of the gene Aopep, whose product is annotated as aminopeptidase O (putative). Gene Ontology annotation, molecular function: zinc ion binding; metalloaminopeptidase activity. The record is from RefSeq and is a predicted model, not a curated record. The transcript has 17 exons. Lineage: Eukaryota; Metazoa; Chordata; Mammalia; Rodentia; Muridae. The coding region runs from base 265 to 2736 and encodes 823 amino acids. Gene Ontology annotation, cellular component: nucleolus.